Messenger RNA from Ilex paraguariensis (yerba mate), 195 nucleotides. The record is from the annotation of a GenBank genome assembly. NCBI's taxonomy places the organism in Eukaryota, Viridiplantae, Streptophyta, Magnoliopsida, Aquifoliales, Aquifoliaceae.
AUGGCAUGUCUAGAAAAUGAGUCAAGCUCGAGUCAAGUUUUACCCGAUACAAGUCCGAAUAAUUCGGCUCAUUUAUUAGCCCUAUUUGAAGGUCUCCAAUCUCAUGGAGAAAUGCAGCGAGGUGUGAAAGUGAAGUUUGAGAUAUCUCUUGCAGCACGUAUUGACAUCCCUACUAAAUGCUUGGAUUACGAGUAA